CCCAGCCGGGAGGGGAUGGCGGUGGCGGCGGCGGCGGGGGUGAGCUACUCGCCGCCCUGGUGGGUCAGCCUGCUGCAUCGCCUGCCGCACUUCAGCCUGAGCUGGGAGGCCGCACCCGACGAGUUCCGGCCUGAGGACACCCAGUACCAGCAGGCCUUGUUGCUGUUGGGAGCGGUCUCUUUGAUGUGCCUGGCUCUGGAUCUCCUGUUCCUCCUCUUUUACUCCUUCUGGUUGUGUUGUCACCAUCGGAAGAGUGAAGAACAGCUGAAUGCGGAUUGUUGCUGUACGGCGUGGUGCGUCAUCAUUGCAACUCUAGUAUGCAGCGCUGGCAUCGCGGUGGGCUUCUACGGAAACGGGGAGACCAGCGACGGCAUCCAUCGAGUAACAUAUUCCCUACGGCAUGCCAAUCGCACGGUGGCCGGUGUUCAAGACCGGGUUUACGACACAGCCAUUGCCCUAAACAAAACGGCCGAGCCCAAUUUAGGAGACCUGGAGAUAAUAUUCAGUAAGCAGACUCAGUAUCUGCACGUGGUUCAGAAGAUCCAGGGACUUUUGGAUGACCUGGUAAGAGAAAGCACAGAGAUCCCCUUCUGGAAGAACCACCAGGUUUCAUUAGAAGAGCUGGCCAUUCGUAUCGACCUGUACGACUGGUAUAGGUGGUUGGGCUACUUGGGCCUGCUGAUGUUCCAUGUCGUGAUAUGUCUGCUGGUGCUAUUUGGACUCAUCAGAAACUCCAAGGCCAUUCUCAUUGGUGUGUGUCUUCUCGGGGUGCUGGCCCUAACUGUGAGCUGGGGGUCCCUGGGGCUUGAACUGGCGGUGGCUGUGGGUUCCAGCGACUUUUGCAUUAACCCUGAUGCUUACGUGUCCAGGACAGUGGAAGCUUACAGAGUGCUGAAUGCAGAUACUUUGAACUAUUACCUGGUCUGUGGUGUUGGCUACCCUAAUCCAUUCCAGCAGAAGCUGUCAGGGAGCCACAAAGCUCUGGUAGAAAUGCAGGAUGACGUCCUGGAGCUGUUGAAGUUGGCUGUUAAGGAAUAUCCUACCUCUAAGGAGCACCUGAUUCGAAUCCAAGAAGUGCUGAACUCCACGGAGGUCAACCUGCAACAUUUAACCGCUUUGGUUGACUGUCGGAGUCUUCAUUUGGAUUAUGUCCAAGCUCUGACCGGCUUCUGUUACGACGGUGUAGAAGGACUCAUCUACCUGGUCCUGUUCUCCUUUGUGACGGCCCUGAUGUUCAGCUCCAUUGUGUGUAGCGUCCCGCACACUUGGCAGCAGAAGAGGAGCACCGAAGACGAUGGAGAGGAAGAAUCUACGGCUCAAGGGAACCGGCAAACUCACGACAACUUGUACCGAGUCCAUAUGCCGAGUCUCUACAGUUGUGGGAGUAGCUACGGCAGUGAAACCAGCAUCCCAGCAGCUGCACAUACUGUCAGCAAUGCCCCCGUCACGGAGUACAUGACCCAGAAUGCCAAUUUCCAGAACCCCCGUUGCGAGAACACUCCACUGAUUGGCCGGGAAUCUCCGCCUCCUUCUUACACCUCCAGCAUGAGAGCCAAAUACCUCGCCACCAACCAGCCUCGGCCGGAUUCUGGAAGCGUGCACUGAAAACGAGGACACCUGGAAAGUGAAAAAAAAAAAAUGGAACGAAAUGGGCCAACAUUGCAAAAGUCUCUGUUGUCUUCGCAGUUCUAUCCUGCUUUUCUCCCCGAGUCCAGGAUCCAGCUCAGUUGCAUUUCCUGCUGCUUCUUCCCUAGCUUGACCUGGCCCAUGUCCAUGUGAAGACACCUCCGUAGAAGCUUAUUGCAGAUUCUGGGCUCUGUUCCCUCGCAGUUCUCUCUCUACAGAGAGAGGGAACACACCUCCUCAUGCUCAUGUCCACGUGCUGAAGACCUCCUGGUCCUCUUGUGUUCCUUCGCUGUACAGGGAAUACGCUUUUGAUGCCCGGAAAUGGUCAAGUUGACCAUCUCCUCCCUAAGGCUUCUGUUUAACCCACCAGAAACGAUUGGAUGAACCAGAUGACUUAAAACUGGAUCACGGUCUGGAAGUGCUGUUGAUGUGGCACGCUUGAAACUAAAGCCAUCUUUAAUGUCCGUUCUGCCAUGAAGCUCGGAGAUCUCUCAGCUUCUCCUCCAGAUCCCUCUUCUUGGAGCUGCUGUAGAGGCAUCUUCGUUUCUCCUGCCAGCAUUGGUAGAUCUCCAACCUGGGAUCUUCGCAAGUCCUUGGUCCCUUCCCUAUUACAACGUGGUCUGCUAAUUUAACCCUUUGCGAUUCUCGGAUACCUCUACUGCAAGUUUACUCCUCGGUUUUACUAUCUGGGUUGAAAGUCCUGGAGAGAAGGGAGAAGGCUUCCUGCACCAGCUUGUAUGUGCUUGGAUGUAUGUGCUCGGUUUGCAGACACAUACAAACACAGCCUUAUAUGAGCACACACUGUUUGUGCUCUGUCUGCCUUCCUCCUUUGUAUCUGUCCUUCCCACCAGCUCCCAUCAAACAUCUCUUGAGCUGAUGUGAAGUCAUCAAACUGGAAACGAUCACUCUUUCGGUGCCAAAAUAUUCCAGGAAAAUAUUUAAGGAGUGCUGUAGAUUGGAUGGGGAGGGCUGUGAAAUAUCAAAUUUUGGGAGAAGGAUUUGACACGUCAAGGAGAUACCAGCAAAACUGAGCUUCUUCUCGAAGUUCAAAGGUCCUCCCAAGGUCCUCCUAAGUUAGACUUCUCCAUGCUUAUCAUUUGGGCCUCUUUGGGGAGUUAGGACAGCCGAAUCCCUGGAAGUGUUGAUGUUAGAUGGAGAAAGGAGAGUCAUCACUGGUCCUGUAUCCUUAAAUCAGGAAGCAAAGAUUUAAAAAAAAUACUGUUAUGGGAAGACACUUUUGAAGUUCAGGGCUGGAAGGGGGUCUCCAGAUAGGCUCUCCCCUUAAUUUGAAGGCCAUCUGGGGACCAGUUCUUAACUUGUUGACAGUAAAGGUGAGCAGCAAAUUGGGAGGAAGAACAGUUGCUGCAGGACACCUACUGUGUGAGAUGAUUAGGAUAGUUGAAUAGCUGCACCCUAUUCUUAUUUAUCUCUUGGGUCUUCUCGUUCUGAAAGCACGGAGAUUUCCUUUUCAGGUUUUGCACACUUGAGAGGAGGUUUUGCUUGCUUUCGCUCUUGAGAGAUGCCUCCCCCCCCACACACACACACAAUCACCUCCGCCAUAAUUGCUUGCUUGCUUUGAAAAUUUAGCCUGUCCAAAGGCUCUGAAAUCCUUAGAUGCAGCUUGCAGCAGAACGAGGAGAUACAAAAACCACUGUUAGGUCUUUCUUGAGCAACUAGGGUGACGUAAGCCAUUAUUUGUGUGUAAGUGCAGGGAGCCUACUCAGCUUCGCAAUCUGAUCUCUAGAUCCCAGUCACGCAGCUCAUCACCCAGUGGUGUUGGGACAGGCAUUGGACCUACUUCUGACCAGGAAGGUAUUUGUACAAAAAUGAAACCUCCAAAAAAAAAAAAAAUACAUUCCUUCACAGACCACCUUUUGAAGCGUGCCCUUAAAAAAACAAAAUUCAGUCUUCUGGAUCAUGCAUAGGUGAUCACAGAUCUUCAGAAGGACAUUCUUGGUAGCUCAGUUUGUGGAGAACAGGAAGCAGGAGAACCCCUUCCUGCUCCAGUCUUCUCCAGGCAGAAGAAAAAACAUGAGCGGGAUCAUCUUAAGGAAGGAACCGGCAACGUAGGUUGGGAUCAUAACCACUAUAGAAAUUUGACUUUCUCCUGAGAAGUCGCCAUCGCUUAGAUGGUGAAGAAACUUCAGCUUGGGGGUGGUCCUGCACGAAUGGAAGAUGUCCCCCGCAUUUUCCAACAAGCAGAAGACAACCUGGUGGAGAAGACCCAAGUUGUGAGAUCUUGGUCGGGAGUUUGGCGCAGGGUGAAUCUUCUCCAGGGACUUUGAACUCGGCUCAGCUUUUCAACUAACCGAGAUACAGAAUCAUCUCAAACUCAAAACUAUGGUGCGUGCUUCUAUCGACGGGGGCAGGAGCCAACUGGGUGUGUGUUGGAUGCACCCCCCCUCUGCACCCACCCGUGUAAAUAUGGAUUGCUGAGGACGCCAAGAGCCCGUGCAGCUCUCGUGAGGCAUGUCUGAAUGGCUCUCUUUUCAGAAAAUGUGAGUUGUGUUGCAUGGACACUUGUUUGCCUUCAAAGAAAAGCCGGGGUUACUUUCCCCCGUCUUCUCCUUCGUGCCAAGCAUCCGUGGCGACCAUUUCGACUGCUAAGGGCUGCUCACCCGCUGGCUGUCCUCUCCUUCCAAACCAGCUUGUCCCAAGUUUUACCCCCUCCCCCUCCCCACUUCCUCCCUCAAUUCUUGGCUUGGCAAAGAGCGUUGACCUUUGGCUGGCUCCGUGUCUUCAUCAGGUCUUCUGCACCAGCUUCUUCGGCACCGUAGGCGAAAAACCCCACCAAAUAGUUUAUUUUCCUGUUUUCUUAGCUUUCUCUCUCUCUCUCUUUGGGUUUUUUUCUUUUUUGUUUUUUUUUUGUUUGUUUGUUUGCAAGUUAAAAACUCUCAGGAUGGCGCCGUAGACUUUUCCGGCGAUUUGCGUCAGGGGGAGGAACCAUCCUUGUGGACUUUUUGGCUGAAGAAAUUCAAGAGAUGUUGAGUGGCAGGUCGCUAAGACUGCUUGGCCAGAACCUGAAGUAGGGGACAAGAGGUUGGAGUGGAAAAGCGGAGUCCUAAAACCCUUCCUUCCUUCCUUUUUUCCCCUUCCUUUCUUUCCUGAGAGCCAUUGGCAAGGGAAUCGGUUUUUCCCGCGACGAACAUCACAUGCCCUUUCUUGAAUCCUAAAGGAAACUAGGGACCAUCUGCAGCUUAUGAGGCAUCUCUCCACAAUGUGACAUGUACAUAGCAUGGGGAUGGACUUCUCCCGCCCAACGUUGAAGACUGCAUUGUAAUUGUUUUAGGGUUUUUUUUUUUUUUUUUUUUUUUUAAUCGAAUCAAGACUUGGCUGUGAAUUUAUUUUUGUGUGUGCUGUCCAAAAAAAAAAAAAGUGUUGUGUUUUUGUAUCCUAUCUGUAUAAUAUUAACUCACUUCGUUUUUGGAUUUUCUUUGGCUUCUUCAGAUGAGAAAAGGUUUUAAGGUGAAGAGAAAAAAAAAUAUUGAUAUUCAUCCAUGUAGACUUGAAGGUUAAUUUCUUCUCGACCAGCCUCAAUGCAACGAAACAAAACAACAAAAACACAAAAAAAGGAAAUCUGAAGGGUGUGUGUGAAUUAAAUACCUCAGGUGUGUGGCCAGCUUUUAAACUGGAAGGAAGAGGAAGGAGCAGCUUAAACCUGGCCUAAACUUGGAACAGUUUUACUGAGGGCAAAAUUUCUGGAGCAUCACCGAAAAUGUGUGCAUUUCGCAUGUGUGCGUUAAAUUCAGUUCCUGCUCGACUCAGCACACUUGCCAUGUAGAUCUGUUGUGCUUGUUUAUCUGUGGCCCAUAAGGGACCCAAGAUCUAUAGUUUCCCCCAAAGCAUGCUAGCGCUUCCUAAGAUCUACUAACUAGGAAGUUGAGUAGUUGGGAAUAUCUGUUGGUGUUUCUCUUAGGAUCCUUUGUGUGUUCAAGAAGGCCAAGAUUGUGAUCUCUUGGGUGGUCAGCUUGAGUAGAGAGGAAGGCCAGAAGAUGGUGUGGGGUGCGAUCUGUGUAGCCAGCAAGGCCAAGAAGAAGGUUGAAUGAUGGGUCUGGUCCAUAGUUCAGUUUUGACCGUGGAUGGAGGCCGUUGGGGCAGAAGGCAAGUCCCUUUUGGGUAUGUCUGCUUUGACACUCACUUGACCAACUGCCCAUUUCUUCUUUGAAAGACCGAGAUCUAGGACUUAGUACAUCAGGUCAUGUCAAAAAGCUUCUUGCGGUGAAGGUUCUGGACAUUGUUCAACCGUACCUGUGCCAAAAAUAAAGUCUUUUAAAAGCCAUAGCGAUGAAACAAGGCUGGAGUUGUUCAACUUUGGUCCUUACCCCACCCUUUCUGAGCUGUUGCUUAAGAGCAGGUGCUCUAUUGGCUGCUUCCCCCAUCAAUCAGGCAUCUUCCUCCGGGAAGUAUGAAGCUUAAUUAAAGUGAGGAGGUCCAGUUCAGGCGUCUCAGAUGAGGGACAAUAGAGAAAUGUGGAUCGCAGCUUCCUGCAGCUUGCAAGCUCUUGUCUUCAAGAGUCCUUGAAGGAUCUGGCUUGGACCACAUUGGGUUAAAAAAAAGCCUUUUCUUCAGCAAAAAAAAAAAAAUUGAGCCUUCCGCCUUCUGUUUUUGUCCUUCUUCAUCCUGUAAUUGAUGGCCAAGUAGGUAGACAAGGACUCAAAAAAAACCCCAUCUAGAUCUCUGCUCAUUUUUGAGGUGUGUUCCUCAGAGAGAUGCUUCAGACCAUGCAUGAUCACCAAAGUUCUUUUAAGAGUGAACCUCUCAGACCUGAAGGAAUUUAGACAGGCCCAGAGUUAGAUCUCUAGAUCCUAGGUGUUGUGAGUAUGUCAUGGUGAUGCAUAGCUAGCUUUGAGAUCCUUGGAACAUCGAUAACUGGAACCAGCUCCUCCACGUAUCAAAGCAGGUUGUUGGCCAGGUCUUCUGGUCCACUGCUCAGUGGAAGGGCAUAUGCCUUGCAGGCAAGAGAUCCAGUCCUUAAUCAUUUCCAAAUGGAGCAGAAAACGUUACCACCAGGCAUUGGUAAGAGGACCAAGUACUAAGUGCUUUGGUUCAAUCUAUGGCAGAUGCUCCUGCUUGUAGCUAAUGAGUUCUCUUUGAGAGAGGUGACUCCCUGUGCCACCAAGGACAGGUGCUGAGAAACUGAUGGGACCUCUCUCCACCAUCAGCUAAUAUGUAGUGGUGGGAGACCUCCCCAUCCUUGUUAGUUAAUCUUCAGAUUUCCCCUGUAGACCAGGGGUCUCCAACCUUGGCAGCCUUAAAACUUGUGGACUUCAACUCUCAGAGUUCCUCAGCCAGCUUGGCUCUGGGAGUUGAAGUCCACAAGUCUUAAAGUUGCCAAGGUUGGAGACCCCUGCUGUAGACCAUCUCCCAACCUCAGGGAGCUUCUGAGAGGGGGAACACGGUGCGCCUGGGACCAAACAGACACAGCGACACACUCAAGAGGCCAACCUUAGAACUUGUGUUAGCAGGGCCAUUCCGUAUCUUGGACCGCGGUAAGCAGGGCUGAACAUUUUCUUACGCUUUUCAACAACGCAACAACCACAGCCACCAGCGGCAGCUGCUGGACUAGCGUCAGGCUGGUUCUUUGGUGCUUUGUGUAUUCAACAACUACACUUUUGUCUCUAUGCAAGGUGGGACGUUCCUCCUGUUUUCACCCCUCUCCUCUCUGGUAACCCAGAUCCAUCUCUCAGGCUUCUCCAAUCUAGUUGGGGGUUGGGCUGACGUCUCCCUGAAUCAACUCAGUUUUUCAGGGAGGUUGGAUGGGGAUUCUGGGCAUUGUAAUCCCUCGAGAGCUUCUGAUUCCCAGGAAUAUUGGUGUUGCGGUCAAGAACUGGGCCCUGUUUUAUUCUCUUUCCCCUACUUCAAUCAAUUUUGCGUUGAAGUCUCUCUUAGCAGGCUUGCCGAUAUUGUGGCUGCGUCUUUCAUGUUUCGCCCCCAGAGCAAGCAAGCCCAUUAAAACCCCAGUUACAAAGAAUCCUGGUUUAUUACCCAUCCAAAAUGCAGCCUAAAUUGGGCAGGCAACGCCACCUCUUAUGACGCAAGGGCCAAGCUUCACCUUCUGAAUUCCUGCCUGCCCGUGAAUUUGGUGAGUUUGGCGCUGGGGUCCGUUGGCAACCAGCAAAUUGUAUUUUCUCCUCUGUUCAUUACAGACGCAAACCUGGGAAAUCGAUUGUAACUUUAAUUCUGUCAAUCUCCAAUUUUUUAAUUAUUAUUAUUUGAGAGGUGUGGCAAAUUCUACCAAGUCGAACUCCGAACUGGCGUUUUCAACCCGGGUUUUUUGCUUUAAACCACAAUGGUUAAUACAGCCUUCUACUUUUAUGUAUACAUAUAUAAUAUAUGUAUAUGAAAUAUAUAUAAAUAUAAUUUUUUAAAGCCUUUAGACACGACUAGCUUCUUUCAGAGUUCUCCACCGGAUACCCCUCCUCCGAAAAAAAAAACAUUUUUGAAAUUUCACGGGGGUUUAAAUGGAGGGGGUGGGGUUUCAGCCUGAUGACGAUUAUUUUUUAAAAAAACUUUUCUUUUGAAUUUUUGGUUGAUUUUUACGACAUUGUACUGUAGCUGUUUUUUGUUUUGUUUUGAACUGGUUUGUGUUCUUUCUGUUCUGCAGAUAUUACAACAGAAAUGAUUCUAAAUGUAAUUCCUGUGGUUUCUAUUCCGCUUGGGUUUCAUGUUUUAAAAUAAACAACUUUGAAAAGGC
Pantherophis guttatus is the source of this 8320-nucleotide messenger RNA. It is a transcript of the gene TTYH3, whose product is annotated as tweety family member 3. Lineage: Eukaryota; Metazoa; Chordata; Lepidosauria; Squamata; Colubridae. Gene Ontology annotation, cellular component: plasma membrane. The record is from RefSeq and is a predicted model, not a curated record. Gene Ontology annotation, molecular function: intracellularly calcium-gated chloride channel activity; volume-sensitive chloride channel activity.